AUGAGUCAGCAUGAGUUCCUUAAAACAGAAUCAAAAGAAGCAAUUUCAAAAUUUUUAACAGAGAAUAUUAUCGAAAUUAGUGUAAUUGAUGAUUUAAUUAGCGAAGGUUCAUACAGUACUGCAAUAACGUGUAUAGCUUCAUUACUUGAAAAACAAAAAAUUCAAAAAUCAAAAUCGAUUAAUCUCUUAAAUGGAAUUACAAAAGCCUUAAACAAAGAAAAACGAUUAAAUGAAAUGCAAAAUUAUGAUUAUAGAGGACAAAUGGCAACAAUAUCUUCAUUAUUACUUCUAAGUGGCACAAAGGAUUCCACUAUUGCUGCUAUUUCUCUUCAGAAAGGUAUUGAAGACACAACUGCUGUAGCUGCAGCUCUUUUAAACUUUAUUACACUAGAAAAAUCAGAAUUCGAGCUUAAACACAAAUUUCAGACCAAUGCAGGUUCCCUAAAGGUAGAUGGCAUUAAAGAAGCUCUUAGUGCAGCUGUUUUGCUUAAAUCUAUCUUCCAAUCUACAAAUGGUCGAGUAUUCAUCAGAUAUCCUAUUUCAAAGGAUGUUUUUACAGACGAAGAUGCUACGAAGCUUGUUGAUACCCUAAAGAUUAUGAUUGCUUUGCAAUCAGUUGAAAAUAAGAAUGAACAUCUUUCUGUUGAAGAAUCCAUCCUCCUUAUUAAUAAAGGAUAUGGCGAUAAGGCUAGUAGCUUCUUUGAAGCCCUUGGUAAAGAGAAAAAGAUAGAAAUUGCGAAAUUAAUUGUUGAUGGAAUAGAAGACCAACAAAGCAGGAAGUUAUUUGCAAAAUGCUUCCAAGCAGGAUAUAAUAGUGUUGGCGGAAGAACUCCUAUCUGGCUUUCCAAUAUGGCAAAAUAA
Trichomonas vaginalis G3 is the source of this 861-nucleotide messenger RNA. RefSeq lists its product as uncharacterized. NCBI's taxonomy places the organism in Eukaryota, Parabasalia, Trichomonadida, Trichomonadidae. The record is from RefSeq and is a predicted model, not a curated record. The coding region runs from base 1 to 861 and encodes 286 amino acids. The transcript has a single exon.